Sceloporus undulatus (fence lizard) is the source of this 4129-nucleotide messenger RNA. It is a transcript of the gene STRN3, whose product is annotated as striatin 3. The transcript has 18 exons. Lineage: Eukaryota; Metazoa; Chordata; Lepidosauria; Squamata; Phrynosomatidae. The record is from RefSeq and is a predicted model, not a curated record. Gene Ontology annotation, molecular function: protein-containing complex binding; protein phosphatase 2A binding; armadillo repeat domain binding. Gene Ontology annotation, cellular component: dendrite. Bases 204 to 2630 code for a protein of 808 amino acids.
CUGGCUGAGUGCGGGUGGGACUAGCGCCAGCAGGGAAGCCGCCACUCUGCCCGGCCGCUGAGGAGGAGGAGGAGGAUGGAGGAGCGGAGGCUGUAAUGGCGGCCGGCGGUGGCAGCAGAGGAGGCGGCUGUGCGCUGCUGCUGCUGUGAGGGAGCAAGAGCGGAAGCGGCGGCGGCGGCGGAGAGGAGGAGGCCGAGGAGACAAUGGAGGAACAUCCCGGAGCCAGGGCCCUUCAGCAGCAGCAGCACGCCGGGGCCGCCCUCAACCCAGGCCCUUCGCCGCCUCACCCGACGCCGGUGCCUCCCUCGCCCCCUCCCCUGCUCCCCCCUCCGCCUCCUUCGGCCCAAGGCCCGGCUCAGGAAGCGGCGGCGGCGGCGGCGGCGGGGGCCUCGGAGGCGUCCCGGCCUCAGCACUACACCAUCCCGGGGAUCCUGCACUACAUCCAGCACGAGUGGGCGCGCUUCGAGAUGGAGAGGGCGCACUGGGAGGUCGAGAGGGCCGAGCUCCAGGCUCGGAUAGCAUUUUUGCAAGGUGAGAGAAAAGGUCAAGAAAACUUGAAGAAAGAUUUAGUAAGAAGAAUAAAAAUGUUAGAAUAUGCAUUAAAACAAGAAAGGGCAAAAUAUCAUAAACUAAAAUAUGGCACAGAACUGAACCAAGGUGACUUGAAAAUGCCAACCUUUGAGUCAGAAGAAACCAAAGAUACAGAGGUUCAUACAAUACCUCAUAAUAGUCAGCUAACCUGGAAGCAAGGCCGACAGUUAUUAAGACAGUAUCUUCAGGAAGUUGGUUACACAGAUACAAUAUUGGAUGUACGGUCACAGAGGGUGAGGUCUUUACUUGGGCUUUCCAGUUCAGAACCAAAUGGCUCAGUAGAGACAAAAAAUUUGGAACAGAUUCUUAAUGGAGGAGAAUCUCCAGCAUCAAAACAAAAGGGACAGGACAUGAAAAGGAAUCCUGGAGAUGUUCUUGAAACAUUUAAUUUCUUGGAAAAUGCAGAUGAUAGUGAUGAAGAAGAAGAGAGUGAUAUGAUUGAAGAUAUUGCAGAAGGAAAAGAGAAACACAGGAUAAACAAAAAACACAAAAUAGGAAAUGAAGGGCUCGCAGCUGACCUUACUGAUGAUCCAGACACAGAAGAAGCCUUGAAAGAAUUUGAUUUCUUAGUAACCGCAGAAGAUGGAGAAGGAGCUGGAGAAGCACGGAGUUCGGGGGAUGGGACAGAAUGGGACAAAGAUGACCUGUCCCCAACUGCUGAGGUUUGGGAUGUAGACCAGGGACUAAUAACUAAACUGAAGGAACAAUACAAGAAGGAACGAAAGGGCAAGAAAGGGGUAAAGAGGGUCAACAGAACAAAACUGCACGACAUGAUAGCUGAUCUGGGCGAUGAUGAGCUACCCCACAUCCCUUCAGGAGUCAUUAAUCAGUCUAGGUCACCCUCAUCUAGAAUGACUGAUCAUGAAGGUGCAAGAGCAGAGGAAGCUGAGCCAAUUACGUUUCCAUCUGGAGGGGGCAAGUCAUUUAUUAUGGGUUCAGAUGACGUAUUGUUAAGUGUACUGGGCCUCGGGGAUCUUGCAGACUUAACUGUAGCUAAUGACGCAGACUAUAGUUAUGAUUUGCCAGCCAAUAAAGAUGCCUUUCGGAAAACAUGGAAUCCUAAAUAUACGCUACGCAGCCAUUUUGAUGGAGUGCGGGCAUUAGCUUUUCAUCCUGUAGAGCCUGUGCUGGUUACAGCCUCUGAGGACCAUACUUUAAAACUUUGGAACUUGCAGAAAACAGUUCCUGCCAAAAAGAGUGCCUCUUUAGAUGUGGAACCUAUCUACACAUUUAGAGCCCAUAUUGGACCUGUUUUGUCCUUGGCAAUUAGUUCUAAUGGAGAACAUUGUUUUAGUGGUGGUAUUGAUGCAACUAUACAGUGGUGGAACAUGCCUAGUCCUAAUGUGGAUCCUUAUGAUACAUAUGAGCCAAACGUUCUAGCUGGCACAUUAAUUGCUCACACAGAUGCUGUCUGGGGUCUUGCUUACAGUGGGAUCAAGAAUCACUUACUAUCUUGCUCAGCAGAUGGCAGUGUUAGAUUGUGGAGUCCGCCUGAAAAAGUGCCCUGCAUUUGCACAUACAACGGAAAUAGGGAAUAUGGAAUACCUACAUCCGUUGACUUUAUAGGUUGUGAUCCAGCACAUAUGGUGACAACAUUUAGCACUGGCAACACUGUCAUUUAUGAUUUGGAAACAUCCCAGUCACUGGUAAUGCUUUCCUCACAGACUGAUUCUGGUUUACAGGUAAAUAAUCACAUCAACAGGGUAGUAAGUCAUCCAACUCUUCCUGUAACAAUAACAGCUCAUGAAGAUAGACACAUCAAGUUUUUCGACAAUAAAACGGGUAAAAUGAUCCAUUCUAUGGUUGCUCACUUGGAUGCUGUCACAAGUUUAGCUGUGGACCCUAAUGGAAUCUACUUGAUGUCUGGAAGCCAUGACUGUUCUAUUAGAUUAUGGAAUUUGGACAGCAAAACGUGUGUGCAAGAAAUAACAGCCCAUAGGAAAAAGUUGGAUGAAUCAAUUUAUGAUGUAGCUUUUCAUCCAUCGAAAGCAUAUAUCGCCAGUGCAGGAGCCGAUGCCCUUGCCAAAGUAUUUGUGUGACAUAACAAAGCAAACCUGUGUCCUGUGUAGCAGGCUUGCCUGGACAAGGAGAGGGAAAGUGUCACUGCCAUUAUGGAAAAGGUUACUGAUGAGACACUACAUGUGGCCAGCCUCAACCGAGACUGUAUGUGGGUCAGUGUAAAUUGGUCAAAUCACGAUCUCAUGAAUAACAUUGGGCUGAUUCAUUUAACUGUAAUUACUGUAUUUUUUGGGGGGGAAGCAAACCAGUAUUUGUAGCCUUGACUGGAUAUGAACUGAGCGUUUGUCUGUUCUUUAGAUGUGUCUUUAAACGAACGUGGAGUCAGAUCUUAUUAAAGACUUUUAUUUUGGACUCUGUGUGCUGCCUUAGGGUUAGGAAUGUGGUGCUCUUGUGGGGGGGGGGGGGUAAGUGAGCUCCAAGAGUAGGUUUCUUUGCAUCUCUUAGUAUCUUCUUGUCUAUCAGUUAAAUGCCACAGAUUCCCCUUUUCAGCUUUUAUUUUGCUUUAAAGAAAAAGGAAUUAACUUAAAAUAUUUAGCAUUAGUUGCACAAAAUAUUUGGAUAAAAUUCUAGUUUUUAUAUGUCUUUUAUAUAUUUAGCCUGUCACAGCAGUGCUCAAGAUUGUAUGGAUGAUGUUUUUUCUGCAUUAUAGUACCCUAACCACAAAGAUCUCGCUGCCCUGUAAUCACACAGUUCCUUUUGUUGCCUAACAAAGUUCAGUUUAGUCCUUUUUUCAGGAUGAUAAUUCAUCACCUUUGAAUUACUGGCGUCCUAAAGGACUGUAGAGAAGUGCAAAAAAGAAAUGCAAAGGAACUAACCACCCCCAGCCUUCCCAAUGAACUUUUAAAAUUAAUCUUGGCAUCCUAUCACUAUGUGAUAUUUUGUACAUCUUACUGUAUUUACGAGAUUAUUUAUCAAGGAUUACCCAUCUGGCUAAUGGCCUAUUAUUUAUUUCACUUUUUGUUGGACUUUAUAUUCUUUUUAUGUAGCGUGUUAAGGGGCCCUUGUAUAUCUAUCUAUUAUAGCACUCUUUGAACAGUCUAAAAUAGACUAAAAAUGGGACAUGGAAUAGUUUUUAAAGUUACAGACAGACUUUUUUCCAGUUACAUGUCUGGAGUUAAGUUGAUUCCAGAAAGUCAUUUCAGAACUUAAGGAGUGAAAAUGUUUUUUAUUUGCGGUUCAAAUAGAAUGAGAAAGUAGUUGAAUCAAGAGUCAGAAAUUGGCUGUGUUUGGAAUAGUUAUUCCCUGCUUUGAUUUGUUUUUUUUUCAGAUGUGCUUCAGUUUAUGGUGUAACUAAAAGGUUUCGUUUAUGUAACUGCAUGAUUAAGACAAUAAAAGUAUUUUUUCUAGUCUUCCACAAAACUUUCUGAUCAGUUUGCGAGUUUUGAUGAGUUUUGUAAGUUUUCUGUUUUACAAACUAUGAAUCAGCAAAUUUUUAAGAUUGUACAACAUAGCAAAAGUACAGUUCUUUAAAAAAAUGUAUAUAAAAUGCAUAUAAUAAAUACUAAAUGGUGUACCUGUA